AUGAAGUUCACCUCGAUUGCCUUGACGGCUGUCUCGGCGUCUAUCGUUCUCGCCCAACCCCACAACCAUGGGCAUCAACACGUCCACAAGCACAAAAGGGAUGUCACCGAAACCGCUUGGGCUCCCGGCCCAACUGCGUACAAGUAUGUCCUAAACGGCGAAGAGAUCUCUGCAGAGGAGGUCUGCGAAGGUCUUCAGGACAAUGAAUUGAAGUUCGUGGACGGUCAGGAUCCUGGUGUCUGCUCUUCCACCUGGAGCUCCAGUUCUGCUCCAUCCACCACUACUCAACCCACGACGACAAUCGCCGCUGCCACCAGCUCCGCCGCUGAAUCUUGGUCCAAACCUGCUGAGUUCUACCAAUCUCCUGGCUCUUCAGGAUGGGCCAGUCCAAGCGAGGCCGCCACUUCUUGGAGUUCACCUGCCCAAUCGUCCUCUACUCCUUCGUCGGGCACUGGCGCAACUGGCAUUGAUGCUGAUUUCCCCGAUGGCCAGCUUGACUGCAACACUUUCCCUUCCGCUUAUGGUGCGGUCCCCGUCAAUUACCUGGGAAUGAGUGGUUGGUCCGGUCUCCAAGCUGUUUCCAUUGCUGGAGGUUUGGUAAAUCAUAUCGUGACUGGAAUUUCUGGAGAUGGUUGCAAGGAAGGCUCUAUGUGCUCUUAUGCUUGCCCGCCAGGUAUGCAGAAGUCUCAGUGGCCCAGCACUCAGGGUGCCACAGGUCAGUCAGUUGGUGGAUUGUCGUGCUCGGGUGGAAAACUCCGUUUGACCAACCCGGGUCUUUCCACCAAGCUCUGUAUCCCAGGUGUUGGAGGUGUCCAGGCUACCAAUAAGGCCAGUGGUGUGGUUGCAAUCUGCCGAACUGACUAUCCUGGUACUGAAUCCGAGACCAUUCCAGUCGAGCUUCAACCUGGUCAAACCGAUCAGUUGACCGUCCCUGACGCUGCAACCUACUACGAAUGGCAAGGCAAAUCCACCUCUGCACAAUAUUACCUCAAUCCGAUCGGUACGUCCAAGGAAAAGGGCUGCCAAUGGGGUACUCCCGGUCAACCAUACGGAAACUAUGCACCUAUCAAUUUUGGUGUUGGUGCAAAGGACGGCAAGACCUGGUUGUCCAUCUUCCAGAACUCUCCUACAACCGACGCACAAUACCAAGGCACCGUUGAGAUCCAAGGCAACCUGUCCGGAACAUGCAAGUACUCAAACGGUCAAUACUGCGGCGUCACUGGAUGUAACAGCCAAGGCUGCACUGUCGCGGUUAUCUCAGGCACAGCCACCUAUGUCGUCUCUGACUAG
Molecule: messenger RNA, 1290 nt
Organism: Exophiala aquamarina CBS 119918
Lineage: Eukaryota; Fungi; Ascomycota; Eurotiomycetes; Chaetothyriales; Herpotrichiellaceae
Product: murein transglycosylase
Exons: 2
Coding region: 1-1290 (429 amino acids)
Biological process (GO): fungal-type cell wall organization
Cellular component (GO): cell surface; fungal-type cell wall
Source: RefSeq, a predicted model, not a curated record